Molecule: messenger RNA, 972 nt
Organism: Oncorhynchus masou masou (cherry salmon)
Lineage: Eukaryota; Metazoa; Chordata; Actinopteri; Salmoniformes; Salmonidae
Product: ADP-ribosylation factor-like protein 3
Exons: 6
Coding region: 1-570 (189 amino acids)
Biological process (GO): cilium assembly
Cellular component (GO): cytoplasm; microtubule cytoskeleton
Molecular function (GO): GTP binding; GTPase activity
Source: RefSeq, a predicted model, not a curated record
AUGGGAGAAGUUGAAAAGGGGUUCUUUUCGGUCCUGCAGAAAUUAAAAGGAACCACAGAACAGGAGCUUCGGAUAGUCCUCCUGGGUCUAGACAACGCUGGCAAAACAACGCUGCUAAAACAGCUAUCAUCCGAGGAUGUCAACACCAUUACUCCCACACAGGGCUUCAACAUUAAGAGUCUCACGUCUCACGGAAUGAAACUGAACGUGUGGGACAUUGGAGGACAGAGGAAGAUCCGACCCUUCUGGAAGAAAUAUCUGGAAAACACAGAUUUGUUGAUAUAUGUCAUAGACAGUACAGACAAGAAGCGGUUUGAAGAAACAGGACUGGAGCUAUCAGAGCUGAUUGAUGAGGAGAACCUGAAGGGGGUUCCGGUGCUCAUCUUCGCUAACAAGCAGGACCUGGCCACAGCCUCGCCCGCCAGCGAGAUCGCAGAGGGCCUGAACCUGCACACAUACCGCGACCGGGCGUGGCAGAUCCAAGCCUGCUCAGCUGUCUCUGGAGAGGGUGUACAGGACGGCAUGAACUGGAUCUCCAACAACAUUGUAAAUAAGAAGAUAGAUGACUAACCCCUGAAUAUCCAACGUGAUGCUUUUUAAACACACUUUUGAGUGUUUCACAUACAUAUGUUGACACCCAAUGCAAUGGUGACAGGUAUUAUAGAUGAAGCUUUCUCUCUGAAGAUGUCCCCAAAACAUUUGAGAGCUUGCUGGCUUUUCAAAUCCAGCCACAAGAAAAUGGAUGGAAGGUUUUGGGUUCACCACAGAGACCAUCAACAAGAGAAAAAUCACAACUCCCGGUCCCAUUAAGGGUUAUUGCCACUCUGCUCUGGAAUGAUACUGUAUUUGGUUUAGUCGAUGGAAGAAAAAAACUAUCCUUGAAGAGCACAAGUAAAAACAAGGGAGAGAGCAUGUAAUGGGCGAAUAGCCCAACGUUUUGAGUAGAACGUCUCUCUUUAGUUGAAGGCACAU